Funneliformis mosseae is the source of this 206-nucleotide messenger RNA. NCBI's taxonomy places the organism in Eukaryota, Fungi, Glomeromycota, Glomeromycetes, Glomerales, Glomeraceae. The record is from the annotation of a GenBank genome assembly.
UGAAUACAUUUGAAAAUUCUUCUGUGAAUAAUAAUUCACAAAUGGUCAUAAAUGAUGAUGAUAUAUGUUCAGAAGCUCUUUUAGACAAUCAAUCAGAUAAAUCUCUAAUAACAGAAUACGCCUCUGCAUUUGAAAAGGAUGAUGAUGAAACAGAUCUUAUACAAGAGGAAAGCUGGAAAGUUAUGUCAUCAUUUUUCAAAAAAUAA